Schizosaccharomyces octosporus yFS286 is the source of this 1452-nucleotide messenger RNA. RefSeq names its product glutamyl-tRNA amidotransferase beta subunit. Gene Ontology annotation, molecular function: glutaminyl-tRNA synthase (glutamine-hydrolyzing) activity. NCBI's taxonomy places the organism in Eukaryota, Fungi, Ascomycota, Schizosaccharomycetes, Schizosaccharomycetales, Schizosaccharomycetaceae. Gene Ontology annotation, biological process: mitochondrial translation; glutaminyl-tRNAGln biosynthesis via transamidation. The coding region runs from base 1 to 1452 and encodes 483 amino acids. The record is from RefSeq and is a predicted model, not a curated record. The transcript has 4 exons.
AUGUACAGACCGAAGUGGCUCGCUUCUGUUGGGUUUGAGAUUCAUUUGCAACUUGUGACCAGGAAAAAGCUUUUUAGUGGUGCGAGACGUGGUGUGUUUGAAGCUCCAAAUACAUCCAUAGCACCCUUUGAUGUCUCGCUUCCUGGAUCUAUGCCGAUACUAAAUCUUGAAGCUUUAAAUCUUGCUAUUCGAGGCGUCUUGGCACUUAAUUGUAAGGUUGCACCAGUUUGCCAAUUUGACAGGAAGCAUUACUUUUACCCGGAUCUACCGGCUGGUUAUCAAAUUACUCAACAAGAAGUUCCGUUAGAUACCGCGAAAUCUAUCCAUACGGAUAAUGUUUCCAAAGUAUUGUUAGAUUUCAACCGCGCAGGGUCACCAUUGCUUGAAGUGGUUACGGCCCCUUGUAUACAUGAUGAAGUUACUGCUGGCUCAUUUUUACGAAAAGUUCAAUCAAUCAUGCGCCAUGCUCGCGUAUCUGAUGCCAAAAUGGAAACCGGUGGAAUGCGGUGCGACGUGAAUGUCUCUAUUGCACCAAUUAUUUCGCCUUCCAGUGAAUCCUUAAAGUCUGCAAAGGUUGGCUUAGAACUUCCAAGAACAGAAUUAAAAAACUUAUCAUCUGUUCGGAAUGUCAUGAAUGCAAUACGGUUUGAAGUACAGCGUCAAAUUUCUCUCGCUGAAAAGAAUGAAACUUGGACUACAGAGACUAGAGGAUUUGAUGAUAAAAAUGGUAAAACAUUUUCGUUACGAGAAAAAAGUAUGUCAGAGGAUUAUCUCUACAUGCCAGAAACGGAUGUUCCCCCUGUUACGAUAUCCAAGAAUUAUGUAAAACAAAUAAGCGAUGAAAUGGGACUCCUUCCUGAUAAUCUUUUUACAAUGCUCACGUCUGAACCGUACUUUAUGUCCAUACGAGACGCACGUAUUUUGUUAAAUCUUCCUUAUGGAUAUGAUUACUAUAGUACCGUUAGAGAUAUUAUCAGUCAUCAAGAUGGGUUUUCUAAAGAAGUCGUUGACGAAUCCUUACGUGCUUUACCAACAUGGAUUAUCACUGAUCUCUUAGGAAAGCUUCAUGAACAGGAAAUAGAGGAAGACCUUUUUUACGUCCCUCCUAAUCAAUUAGCCGAUAUUGUUUGCUUCUGCUCUGCCAGGAAGAUUUCUCGUCUGACCGCGAAGGCACUCAUCAACCAUUUGGUAGUGACGCCUUCUGAACAAUCCAUUGCUAACCUCAUCAAGGAACUUAAGCUUAAUUUCAUUCAAGAUUCUAGCACUUUAGAUGCACAGGUCGGGAAAAUUUUGGAAGCAUCUCCCAAGCAAGUUCAAGAAUUCUUGAACGGAAAGCAAUCUUUGCUUAAGUAUUUUAUCGGGCAAGUAAUGCGACAAUUACGAGGUCGCGGUGACCCUAUCGAAAUAGAAAAAUUGCUCAAACAGCGUCUGGGAGAAACUAUUAAGAAGUAA